AUGGAUCGUGUCGUUAUAAGUGCCGUGUUAUUUCUGGUGGUACUUGCCUAUGGAGUAAGGGCACGACCCUCUCGGGGCUACGAGGAAUACAUAUGGGAACACCUACCGGAAUUACUGGACAGACUUCAGCGCCUCGACUACGCCGACGAGCCCAUUAUAAAUAGUCUAGAGCCCCGCGUCGUGCCUCAUUGGCCUAAUGGCGUCAAAGUUGGACAAGUAGGGGGUGUGGCAGUUGACCCUAUCAACGGAGACGUACUAAUUUUCCACCGAGGAGAGAGAGAAUGGGGUUACAACUCUUUCGUCGGGGAUGAAUUCGCACCCGGCCAAUCCACCAUUAAGAAUGACACUAUCCUCCGUCUGGACAGAACAACAGGACAGAUCCUGGACAGCUUCGGAGCUGACAGGUUUUAUAUGCCCCAUGGACUGACUGUUGACAACGCCGGCAAUAUAUGGGUGACAGAUGUGGCUCUCCAUCAGGUGAUGAUGUUCCCUAGGGGUAGUCAUGAACCUUCAGACAUUGUCUUGGGCACAGCUAUGACUCCUGGAAGUGACGAUGACCAUUUUUGCAAACCGACAGACGUUGCUGUUGCAUCUAAUGGCGAUUUCUUCGUGUCUGACGGCUAUUGCAAUGGCAGAAUCAUGAAAUUUUCCAAGGAUGGAAAUCUCUUAAAGCAAUGGGGAAAACGAUCCACAGGUAAUACUGGCCCGUUGAGUGAGGAUGAGUUUUUUGUGCCACACAGCCUUGCUUUGAUCGAGGCUAGAAAUAUUAUCUGUGUAGCUGAUCGAGAACAUGGCAGAAUCCAAUGCUUCUCAGCUGGAAUGAACGGAACAGAAGCUGGACAGUUUGUACGCUCAUUUGACAACAAAGAAUUUGGGAAAGUGUUCGCUAUUGCAUAUGACAACAACGGCCCUGAGGAGGCGAUAUACCUAGUAAGUGGACCAAUUCCCAACGCUUAUCUCUUCAAAAUUAAUCUGAAUGGUCAGAUUUUAUACAGAACAGAACCACCGAACCGGAUGUUGGGGGAUAACUUUGAGGGAUUCGGACAGCCUCAUGACAUAGCAGUGUCACACGACGGCCGAGAUAUUUACACUGGAGAGAUUGUUCCUAAACGGAUCCUGAAGUUCCGGCAGAUGUAGACAUAAGUAAGGCCAGGAACCAGAGGGCGCUCAACACCAUACUGGCAAAAUGUACUUAAGUCAAGCGUAGUCACCUUGUCGACAAAUUGUUCAUAUAUUUAUGUGUUUAUUUAUUGGUUACAAAAGUCAAAAAAUCAUAUCAGAA
Messenger RNA from Ylistrum balloti, 1282 nucleotides. Its product is annotated as peptidyl-glycine alpha-amidating monooxygenase A-like. Lineage: Eukaryota; Metazoa; Mollusca; Bivalvia; Pectinida; Pectinidae. The record is from RefSeq and is a predicted model, not a curated record. Gene Ontology annotation, biological process: peptide metabolic process. The transcript is spliced from 10 exons. Gene Ontology annotation, cellular component: membrane; extracellular region. Bases 1 to 1137 code for a protein of 378 amino acids. Gene Ontology annotation, molecular function: catalytic activity; protein binding.